UAGUAUUUGAUGUUAAAAACUUGACGGGCAGCAGAGAAAAGGGUUCAGCUAGGCCGGGCUGAUUGUGUCCGAGUGGGUGCCGGGGUCUCUACUCGCCAUGGGGAAAAGGGAUAACCGGGUGGCUUAUAUGAAUCCCAUAGCAAUGGCUAGAUCACGGGGGCCUGCUCCAUCUUCUGGACCUACCAUACAGGACUACUUGAACAGACCAAGACCAACAUGGGAAGAAGUAAAAGAACAACUAGAAAAGAAGAAGAAGGGUUCUAAGGCCCUAGCAGAAUUUGAGGAAAGGAUGAAUGAGAACUGGAAAAAAGAACUGGAAAAACAUAGGGAGAAAUUGUUAGGUGGAAGUGAGAGUACUUCCAGAAAGAAAGAGAAAAAGAAAAAAGAGAAGAAGAAAUCCAGUAGGUUGUCUCCAUCUUCCUCCUCCUCAUCAAGCUCUGAUUCUUCCAGCAGUUCUUCUGAUUUUGAAGAUGAGGAUAAGAAACACGGGAAAAGGAGAAGAAAGAAAAGAUACCGCUUCUCACGAAAAUCAUCAGACAGCUCUAGUUCAGGUUCUGAAUCGGACAGCAAGGACAGCUUGAAAAAUAGAAGGCCAAAAGAAGACUAUGAAAGAGAAAAGGAAACCAAAACCCUUGGUAGGAAAAGGAAAAAAGCAGAUCGUGGGGAUGAUUUGUCGUUGUCAGACUCCUCAUCAGAAUCUGAGCAUACAGAUGAGGUACAAGCAAAGAAGAAGAAGAGCAGUGAAGAAAAAGAGAAAAAUGAAAAAACAAAAAAACGAAAGAAGCACAAGAAACAUGGAAAAAAGAAGAAAAAGAAGGCAGCUAGUUCAAGUUCUUACUCAGAAUAACAUCAAUCAAGACUUUUUUCUUAUCAAAAGUGCAAUGAGACUAGAGAGAACUGCGACUGUGAAAAUUAUGAACUACCAACUGCAUGAGCUCUCCUGUGUGUUAACAAUAUUUUAGAUUUUCAGCUUGCCCAGUGUCAUUGGGCUGGAAAUAGCCAUUGUUGUUGCCUGAUGCUUAAUAUAUACAUAGUACCCCUCUCCCCCCAUCUAGCAGCUGGUGUUAAAUGUUUUGAAGUCCUGCUCAUGGUUUAAAUAAGACAACAGCAUGGUGAAAUUGGGUUUAUAUAAAAAGGGUUUGCCCAUUCCUGGGUUUCUACUUCUUCUCUAAUGUAGAUGUAGCCCAUGCAGCCAGGAUUCCCCUUAUAUUACAAUAAAAGGAAUUCAAGCAUAUAAAGAAAUGCACAUGUGGAUCAGCUCCAUCUGCUGUAAUGAAUGGGGCAAUCCUAAAGACAGCAGUUCAGAAUUGCAUAUGCACCAGGAUUGUUUUGUUUACCCAUAAGCUGAAUUAGGGCAUUUUAUCUUUAAUAGAUUGGUGCUGAAAUUUAAUUUUCUAUUGCAAAAUAAUAUGCAGAAUUCUUCAUAAAAAGUAAACAUAAAGUGACACCUGUGACAUUUCAUGACUACUGAUGCCAUUUUAAAAGCUGAAACAUGCCAGUGACAAAUACAAGGUUACUUUUGUAGAUACUGUAAUAUAAUUUUGCUCUUGCUUUUUGGGGUAAGACAGGGAUGCUUGUGCUCUCAUGGACUAGAGAGAGUGUUUUGAUCCUUUUUGAGAGCAGUAGUGUUUGCUGAUACUUUCACUGUGCUUUCAAGGAUAGAUUCCGUUGCCUUUUUCUUUCUGAAUAUGCAGUAGAACCCACUGGAAACUUUUCCUGUGCAGGCCUUGCUAAAUUAAAUGGAUGUUGCAAAAGAGCAGUUGUGCUAAUAAUUGUUAAUGCAAAGGUAGACAUGGAAUGUUUAGGUAGCUGCCCCACUCAUAUAUCAAGGGCAGGGGAGGGAGGGGGAAGUCUAAUUUUUAGAACAAAAGGUGUGCAAAGCUAAUGAGAGGUGAAUGUCGUAGCCUUCCCCACCUUACUUUUUUGCUUCCACCUAUGCUGGUUCACUUCUGGUAUUGGAGCUGAACUGGGAGAAAAGUGCCUGUAGCAAAGCCUGGGGGAGUGUUGCGGGAGGGGGCUGAGCUACACUCAUAAUAUUUACUGUAAAAAUUAGACCCUGUCCCAUUCCCUGCCUUAUAUGAGAGCAGGUCAGGCAACAAAUGUGGCUACCCAUUCUCAUCUAGUUUGGUCCUCAGUUUAUUCUGAACCAGUAGUAUAUGCUGCUGAGGUGUGCAGAAACACUAGCCUAUUGCAGCGUAGCUGGCACUCAAAAAGUGAGGAUUUCCACCACUGAAUAAAAAUAAUCCUGAGUACUGUGCUAUUAGUACCUAUUACCAUUAUUUGAGGUGAUAUUGCAUUUAAUUGAACAUUUCUGACAUUUUUAAAAUUUGUGUUCUCAUUAAGAUAUUUAGAAUUAAUGUUCUGCAUGAUUUUGUACCAUUUAAAAAUUAACCAAUAGAGGAAUACAGUUGUAAUCAGUGUUUUUUAUUAAGUUCCACAUGCAGCAUUACUUAUAGGUAAUAGUUCAUAUUGCAUCCAAGCUUAUGUUUAAAUGCACAUUUGCUGAAGACAUUUAGCAUGUAAAAAGCUGAGGGGAUGAUGGCAAACAGCUUCAUAUUGAAGCUGCCUUUACAUAAGUUCAGUGGCAGACUGGUUAUGCAACUAUGUCUUGAUAUAAAAAAAAUACUGCCAGACACUUAGUAAAAAUAUGUUUUAAGUUUC
Varanus komodoensis (Komodo dragon) is the source of this 2661-nucleotide messenger RNA. It is a transcript of the gene FAM133B, whose product is annotated as family with sequence similarity 133 member B. The coding region runs from base 98 to 847 and encodes 249 amino acids. Lineage: Eukaryota; Metazoa; Chordata; Lepidosauria; Squamata; Varanidae. The record is from RefSeq and is a predicted model, not a curated record. The transcript is spliced from 11 exons.